Symbiodinium sp. CCMP2592 is the source of this 705-nucleotide messenger RNA. The record is from the annotation of a GenBank genome assembly. Lineage: Eukaryota; Dinophyceae; Suessiales; Symbiodiniaceae.
AUGCGCGGCGCCAGCUCGAAUGACAGGCUGGAAGACAAUCAGGAAAACCUGCCCAGGGCGUACAGUCGUGCGCCUGGAACGGAUUAUCUCGUUAGUGUCGCGGUCGAUCACACAAGUUUCGAAACCUUCGGGACAAAGGCCUUGGAAACGUCGAGCGAGUUGAUCACUGUGAAGCUGGCCUUCCUCUGCAAGGGCGUAGGCAAGUCCCAGAAAGAGGGAACGACGGUCAAUGAGGGCUGCGAAGCAGCGCAGCAACCUGUGCAUGAGCGUUGCUUGCCGUAUGCGGAGUCAACAACGGAAAUUGCCCUGACUGGGCAACAAUCCAGGAUCGGCCGUCAAAUUGACCCGGAGGCAGAGGAGAGGAGUCCGGCCCGUGAUCUGCACGGUGAGACCGUUGUGAAGCUCGAUCUCGGUACCCCUGGCGAGUGCCCGGGCGUGAAUGCGCAGAACGAUUCUGGAGACACGGCAAUGAUGCUCGCCCUCCGAGACGAUCAGCUGGAAUUCGCACAAUGGAUCCUCGACGAUCCACACACGGACGUGCUUUUGCGCAAUCUCGCGGGAGAGGAUGCCAUCGACAUUUGCGAGAGCCUCGGCCUGCAGGGCAUGAGGAUGAAGCUGGAGUCCAAAGCCCGACACCAAGCCGAACUUCAAGCAGAGAAGGAGAAGAGCGCGGCAAAGAUGAGGGAUGAAGUGAUGGGCAAGUAA